CUUUCCACUUCCUCCAAACUCAACCCGGAUCAAGACUUCCUUUUCGAAAGCAAGUCUCGACAACAAAUCCGCCUUCCACCCGACACCCCUACCGAUAUCAUUUAGUACUUUAGACGUUGUCUCAACCGCCACAAUGUCACCCCGCACCGAUUUCCCUCCCGUCCGGGCCUGCCUGUUCGACAUGGACGGCCUUCUCCUCGACACCGAGGACAUCUAUACCCUCUGUGUCAACGAGCUUCUUCGAAAGCACAAGAAGGAGAAGUUCCCCUUGCCUUGGAGCAUCAAGGCUCAGCUUCAAGGUCGCCCCGGUCCCGCGGCCCUUGACAUAUUCCAUAACUGGGCCGAUUUGCCCAUUACUCGUGAGCAGUACAAAGAGGAGUAUUACGCUCUUCAAGCUCAAAAGUUUCAGUUCACCUCGGCUCUUCCCGGUGUCGAGGAGCUUCUACAGAAGCUUGGCAGUACCCGCUACUGGGAUCUAAAGGGGGAUGCUACUACCACCAACGGCGCACUCGCACAAAAACCUCAUCGCGUUCAUAUCGCUCUUGCUACCUCUUCUCAUGAAGCGAACUUUCGAAUGAAGACCAACCAUCUGACCGAACUGUUCUCGGUCUUUGAGAGUCACCGUCGCGUUCUUGGUGACGACAAGCGCAUCCCGCAGGGCCGCGGCAAGCCCCUUCCCGAUAUUUACCUAAUCGCCCUCAAGACCAUCAACGAUUCACUUCCUGAGGGCGAGAAGCCCAUCACUCCCGAGGAAUGCCUUGUCUUCGAAGACAGCAUCCCCGGCGUCGAGGCCGGUCGUCGUGCCGGCAUGCGCGUUGUUUGGUGCCCGCACCCUAUGCUCAAGCAAGAGGCUCAAGCCAGCCUCACUAACGGCACUACCGAAGCCAACACCGAGAAGUCCGGUGAGGCGGACAGCGAAAAGCCUGGUGAAGUUGACGAUGGUUGGGCAGAGUACCUUCCUAGUUUAAUCGACUUUCCGUACGAGAAGUACGGCAUUCACAUUCCCGAUGAGGCCGUUGAUCAGGAGCCCUCAAUGAAGGAAACCGCCAAGAUUGACGAGGGCGAAGUUCUUCAGGCUGUCCAGACCGAGGUCGUCGAGAACUGAGCAAGUUCGACAUGCUCACCAACCCUUUACAUCAUUUCACAUACUCAGCACGUUCAUUUUCUCGCAUGAGUUCUCAAACUUACAACUUUGGCUUCUAUUUCGUGGUGGCAGGCAGCAUGGCAAGUCACCGGACAACUGGUUUAGGCGAAUGGAGUUUCAGGUUGGGAGGCUACCACCAAAAAAUUGAAACAUAUUUCGGCAGGGACCUUAUGGCAUGGCCUGAGGUAUAGAUGGAAUGGUAAUCAGGGACAUAGGAGGAUCACGUAGCUAGCAUCUAGACGCAAUUGCUUUCCAUCAAAAGAGUCGUUAGAGCUUCGUAGAUACCCCUCAAAUUUAUUCAUGCGUAUUAUAACAACCG
Neurospora tetrasperma FGSC 2508 is the source of this 1463-nucleotide messenger RNA. RefSeq lists its product as uncharacterized. Gene Ontology annotation, molecular function: phosphatase activity. The transcript has 3 exons. The coding region runs from base 134 to 1105 and encodes 323 amino acids. The record is from RefSeq and is a predicted model, not a curated record. Lineage: Eukaryota; Fungi; Ascomycota; Sordariomycetes; Sordariales; Sordariaceae.